Messenger RNA from Knipowitschia caucasica, 513 nucleotides. Lineage: Eukaryota; Metazoa; Chordata; Actinopteri; Gobiiformes; Gobiidae. The record is from the annotation of a GenBank genome assembly.
AUGUGUGUCUGCCAUAUAACGCGCUGGCUUGUUGUCAUCUGGCUCAUCGUGUCCCUGGUCCAUCUGCAGGCCAAUGCUCUCCUCCAGUACUCCGCUGCUGAACUUUUAAAACUUCGGCACCACGUCCCCGCUCCUCUUCAGCCACCGGAGCGCGGACAUGACAUCCCCCCGGGCAUCGCCUUCCAGCCCCGGCGGCGACUGCACACUACUCCCAGCUCCAGCUACCAGCUGUUCCUCCUGCCCUGGCAUGUACAAAGAUGGCACAGACCAAGAACACAGGGGAUCCACCCUGAACCUGCCAGCAAAGUCAUAGUGCGAAAGCCCAAAACUGUGGGGAAACGAUGUCUGCAGUCUACACUCUACAGAGCUUUCCCAGGACCACUUCCUGACCCCGACAUCAUCGCAUCGGGAGAGAAAUUACGCCAGCUGGAGUCCCCGCCACUCAUAGCUCUUGUUUUAGAAGGUCUCUCAACUUUGGAGCUGGUUCCGUCCAAAUUUGGGCCUGUGCCUUGA